AUGGACGCGGGGGAGGUAGUCUUCAUCAGCCCAAAUGUUGCCUUCAGGCUACGCGUCCUUGCCAAGCGAGCUCGUGAGAGAGUUGCACAGAAGCAUCGAAGCCAGAGGUUUCUCCUAUACCCUGAUUCAUCAUUGCUGAUUUCCUGGCAAGUCGUAAGCAUCAUAUUGAUUGUUUGGACUAUCUUUGAGGUACCUUUCACACUGGUUUUCGUGAGAAAUGGACAGAAUAGCGAUCAAUCAUGGUGCACCUGGGACUGGAUCAUGGUAAUAAAUUUGGUCGUGGACAUCUGCUUCAUGCUGGAUGUUGUAGUGAACUUCAACACUUCAUAUCUCGACAGCGAAGCAUUUUUGGUGAAGAAUCGAAUGGACAUAGCCAUGCACUACUUGAAAUCAUGGUUUCUUCUGGAUUUCUUGACGAGUUUGCCUAUUGACAGCUUUCUCUGCGCUGGUGGCAGCGAAUCAAAUCCUGGCUUUCUUCGAGUUGUCAAGGUUAUCCGUCUGAUCAAGAUUGUUCGUUUUGUGAGGGUGAAACGAAUUUUGAGUAAUUGGGAGCUAUCUAUCACCUCGAAAAUUUUCUUGACCAUCAUCCGCUUGUUCAAGUUCUGCAUGCUGAUGCUGUUCUCGAUGCAUCUUUGUGGAUGUCUCUGGAUGCUCAUGGCAAUCAUAGACGUUUGCAAUGUGAAUCCGUCUCAAACUUCUAAGAAUCAGCAGGACUGCAUUUGCGAUGCCGGUGGAUGUUACCCAAACAACUGGCUAGCAGCCUAUGAUCUUCACAUGUAUGAGUCGAUCGCGACGGAUUCAGAACUCUUCCCUCGCUAUUUGGUCUCUAUCUACUUCGCUACUGUGACGCUGACGACGGUGGGUUAUGGAGAUGUAGUGCCCGUAAGAGAUGCGGAGCGAGCUUGCGCCAUCUUCCUGACCCUCUGCGGAGCCAUUGUGUUCGCGUUCUGUAUUGGAAGCAUCUCCUCGCUGGUCAGUCAGAGAAACCUUACCGAGACUCACAUAGAGAGUGAGCUGAGAACGAUACAAGACUUCUUCCGCCUCAAGAACCUUCCAAGAAACCUUGAGAUACGAGCUAAGCAACAUCUGAUGCACACCGCCAAGUCAGCACAACAUCUUGUUCAUCCGUGUUUCAUGGCAGAGUACCUGACGCCGAUCUUCGUACAGAAAGAUGAGAUUCUCUUCCGAGCCCUGGACGUUGGAUUCGAGAUGUACUUCGUCGUAGAAGGAGAGUUCGAAGCUUGGAAUGUGGAAGACAACAAAGUCCUUGCCAAGCUCGGGAAAGGAGAAUAUCUGGGCGAAAUCUCUUUGUUCCCUGACAUCUCAACGUGUCGAACUUCUACUGUCAAGGCGAAAAUCGACAGUGAAGUCUUGUCCCUGAGGCGAGACGACUUCUACAACCACAUCCGACCUCACUUCCCGGAUGUCUAUGAGGCGAUCAAGCGACUUGCGAUCACGAAGCAGAGGUGGCUGGAUUCAGCGAUCGUCAAACGAUAUGCAAGGGAGAAGUCACAGCACAGAUGCGAUCACAUCUACAACAAGAUCAAAGAAAUUCAGACUAGGAAACUCUUCGUGAUGUCAAGGAGCCAGAAAGGUCGCACAUCCUGA
Molecule: messenger RNA, 1608 nt
Organism: Guillardia theta CCMP2712
Lineage: Eukaryota; Cryptophyceae; Pyrenomonadales; Geminigeraceae
Exons: 20
Coding region: 1-1608 (535 amino acids)
Biological process (GO): potassium ion transmembrane transport; regulation of membrane potential
Cellular component (GO): membrane
Molecular function (GO): voltage-gated potassium channel activity
Source: RefSeq, a predicted model, not a curated record